Xiphophorus maculatus (southern platyfish) is the source of this 1670-nucleotide messenger RNA. RefSeq lists its product as uncharacterized. The transcript has a single exon. The coding region runs from base 133 to 1137 and encodes 334 amino acids. The record is from RefSeq and is a predicted model, not a curated record. Lineage: Eukaryota; Metazoa; Chordata; Actinopteri; Cyprinodontiformes; Poeciliidae.
ACAAGGCAUUCAACACAAUGACGAGUCGGGAGUGAGAAUGUGUUGAGGCAUUUGGAUCAGACUUUGAACUGAUCAGAUCUUGGAAGCCAUCCUAACUCAAAAGACUCUGGAUACCAAAACGGACACCGUUUGAUGCAGACGAUGGCGUGUUUUAUUGUCGCGCUCAGUCAAAUCCUACUAUUUGGAUUCAUCGGCUUCACAGCAGCAAAAAGCAAAACUUGUGACAUAUACGCUUCUGUCGGAGAGAGUGUGACUCUGCCUUUUAAUUAUGAAGGACUGACAAAGUCCAAUAUUUUGAGAUGGACUCAUAACUCCACCAUUGUUUUCUUAAGAGAACAAAAUAGAGUGAAAAUUGGGAAAACAGAAGACAUCACUACAACUGGAUCUCUGCUCCUGAAGAGUGUAAAGCUACAAAGUUCAGGAACUUAUCAAGCAGACGCCCUACAUUCUAACAACACCCUGGCUAAAACCUGGACCGGUCAGCUCUGUGUGAUGGAAAAUGUACCAAAACCUCGACUCAGUUACAGCUGCGGCACCAACGUCGUUAAGCUUAGCUGUGAAGUCUCCAAGCCCGAGGGUCUGGUUUUCUCCUGGACGCAAGAUCAAAAGAUCUUACCAAGUGAAACAAGUCAAACUGUCAGCAUAUCAACGAGUGACAUAAAAGAAGACAUCAACUUUUCCUGCAGUGUGGCAAACAAAGUGAGCGCGGAGCGCAGCGAGACAGUUCGGCCAACUUGCACAGCCCCAAUGCUUUGCUUUAAGACCAAAACUGUUCUGGGAGUCCUGGCAGGAGGAGCAGGUCUGAUUUUUCUUUUGCUCGUCAUUAUUGUCGUCUUAUGCCCCUCACGCAGACGCGCCAAAUCUAGCACCCAGCUCAGUGACAGAGUGGUGUUCAAGAAGCUUUCUGUACACAAGCGAGAGGCGGCGUCCAUCACAGAGUAUGAGAACAUACACGAUGUGGAGAGUUAUCCAUCCCCAAGUCCACUGCCUUCAACAAGGGUCUGUUACCAGAAUAUCUCCAAGCUGGAUGCUGGGACUGACAGUAAGUCUCCACAGUUGUCCACAGCUGCCGAGGGACAAGGAGUGUCUCCGGUGCCAAAGCCGAGGACAAAGAAUGCCAAGACACAAAACAUCUGAGUUUAAAGGCCUCAGUCAGCGAGAUGUGAGGAAAGCUAAUAGUGUGAUUACGUUCAUUGAGAAAUAAUAAUGUAUUAUUAUUAUGAAAUAAUGAAGUGAAAAUCAAGCAGAAAUGUACGUAUUGUGUGAAAAGAAAGUGAUAAAAUGUUCUUGGAGAGACCGUGAGACUGUUUACAUUCCAUGAUUUGAGUUGUAUUAUGGUGUGAAGACUUUUUUUAAUUGAACUUGUUUAAUUUUCUGAACUUCCAGUUCAAUUUUUCCUCUAAAAGCUUACUUGUGGUGAAAAGAUGCCACCAUCAUGUUUCACUGUGGCAUUGCUGGUGUGUUUGACUUCCUGGAUUACAUAUUUUUACUCGUCACAGCAGCUGGAACACAGAGGAUCUUUGUGAGAAACUAAAACUGUGGCUGGAUUAGUCAGAGAACUCGUGGAUCAGUUUCAUGUAAAUAAAAAUAAGGAACAUUUGUAGGGGUUCUGCUAUGACUGUCAUUUUUCUGUAACUUAUUUCUUUUAACUCUCAUUUGUUGAAUAAAAG